AUGGCACGCCCUGUUCUGCUCCUCCUAUGCUGCAGCUUGCUGCUCGUCGCCAGCAGCUCCAAGUGGAAGGCGGCGGCGCGCACGGUGCCGGUGGAGUACCUGUACCCGCCCUUCAACCUCACAUACUUCCACUUCAUCGACACCAAUGGCGUCUUCCUCCGCUCCCCCAACGCCACCUUCGCCGCCGCCGUCUACGCCCCCGCCUCCGACACCUCCGGCGACACGCAGACCCUCUUCUUCUUCUCCGUCAUCCACGACGCGUCCCGCACCCCCGUCUGGACCGCCACCGACGGCGCCACCAUCGUCCAGUCCAUCGUCCUCUCGCUCACCGCGUCCGGCCUCGCGCUCUCCGACCCGGCCGACCUGUCGGCGCCGCCGGCUUGGUCCACGCCCGCCAACCUCGCCGCACCCGUCGCCGCGAUGCGUCUGCUCGACACCGGCCAGCUCACGCUCCUCGACGCCGCCAACGCCACGCUCUGGUCCUCCUUCGACGCCCCCACCGACACGCUGCUGCCGGGCCAGACGCUCCCCGUCGGCGUGCCGCUCACCGGCACCGUCUCCGACCAAGACCUCUCCCGCGGCGCCUACCGCCUCAUCCUUACCACCACCGACGCCCUCCUCCAGUGGCGGACGACGACGAGCACCAACUCCGACGGUGGGUUCGUCACGUACUGGGCGCUGUCAUCGGACGCCGCGUCCGUGCAGCAGUCCAACCAGGCCGUCCACUCCAUGAAGGUCAACGCCACCGGCAUCUACCUCCUCGCCGACAACGCCAUCGACACCGUCUUCACGCUCCUCUUCACCGACCCUUCCUCAUCUAAGCUCCUCAAGGUGCACUCGUCCGGCCGCCUGCGCGCGCUCAGCAUGGCCUACUCGCCCACGGCGGCGCGCGCCACGCUCCCAGCCGUGUGGGCGGCUCCGGCCAGCGACUGCGACCUGCCGCUGCCGUGCGGAUCCAUCGGCCUCUGCACGCCCGGCAACAACGCCUCCUCCUGCAUGUGUCCCGACGCCUUCAGCACGCACACCACCGGCGGGUGCGCGCCGGCCAAUGGCGCUGCGCUCCCCGUCCCAGCCCAGGCCUGCAACGCGUCGUCGUCUGCGCCUGCGGCACAAAAACCAGCUUACGGCUACAUAAGCUUAGGCGACGGCGUCGGCUACUUCGGGAGCAAGUUUGCGGCCCCGGCGACGGCCGGUGAGGCGCUCCCGGCGUGCCGCGACCUCUGCUCGGCCAACUGCUCCUGCCUCGGCUUCCUCUACAAGAACUCCUCCAAGUCCUGCUUUCUCCUGCACAACCAGGUCGGCUCCGUGCUCCGAGCGAGCACAGACGGCACCGCUGGCUUCAUCAAGACGCUCCCACCGCCACCGCCAUCGACGUCACGCGGCUCGUCGUCGUCGUCAGCACUGAGCUCCAUCACAAUCGUGUUCGGCAUCGUGCUGCCCACCGUGGCGGCCGUGUUCAUCACCUUCCUGCUCUACGUGCUGGCCGUGCAGUGGCUCAAGAACCGCCGUAGCCCGGACGGUGGCAAGAAGAAGAAUAAGAAGCAUGGCGGUGGUGGGAACGGGCAUGGCAGCAGCUGGUUCAUGCUCAAGAUGAUGUCGUCUAGGUCGUCGUCGCGAGCGUCGUCCAAUGCCCCGUCGGAGAUGGGGGACGACGAUAACGAGCACCACCACGACGACGACGACGAGGUCCUCAUCCCCGGCUUGCCUGCUCGGUUCACGUUCGCCGAUCUGGAGGCAGCGACCAGCGGGUUCAGGUCGCAGAUCGGCUCCGGCGGGUUCGGGUCCGUGUACCGCGGCGAGCUCCCCGACCGCACCACGGUGGCCGUGAAGCGGAUGAACAACCUGGGCACGCAGGGGCGGCGCGAGUUCCUCACCGAGAUCGCCGUCAUCGGCAACGUCCACCACGUGAACCUGGUGAAGCUGCGCGGCUUCUGCGCCGACCACUCCCGGCAGCUCAUGCUGGUCUACGAGUUCAUGUCCCGCGGCUCCCUGGACCAGUCCCUCUUCCUCUCCCGCUCCGGCAACAAGAAGACGCAGGCCUUGCUGGAGUGGCCGGAGCGCGUGGGGGUGUGCGUGGGCGCGGCGCGCGGGUUGGCGUACCUGCACGCCGGCUGCGACCGCAAGAUCCUGCACUGCGACGUGAAGCCGGAGAACAUCUUGCUGGACGAGCGCGGCGGCGUCAAGAUCGCCGACUUCGGGCUGGCGAAGCUGCUCAGCCCGGAGCAGUCGGGGCUGUUCACCACGAUGCGCGGCACGCGCGGGUACCUGGCGCCGGAGUGGCUCACCAACGCGCCCGUGUCCGACAAGGCCGACGUGUACAGCUUCGGCAUGGUGCUGCUCGAGAUCGUGCGCGGCGCCAAGAACUCCAAGCUGCUGCUACAGGACGACCACGACGACACCGCCGGCACCACCUCCGCCGUCUCCAGCAGCGCUUCGUCGGAGGGCCACGGCAGCUACUUCCCGGCGGUGGCGCUGGAGGCGCACGAGGAAGGCGGCCGGCGGUACGCGGAGCUGGUGGACGCGAGGCUGGAGGGACGCGCGAGCGCGACGGAGGUGGCGCGGGUGGUGAGGGUCGCGCUGUGCUGCCUGCACGAGGACGCGUCGCUGCGGCCGGCCAUGACGGCCGUGGCCGCCAUGCUCGACGGCAGCAUGGACGUGUGCGAGCCCCGGACGGAGCAGCUCGCCUACCUCAGGAUGUAUGGCCGAGGCAUCGUCGGCGGCGGCACCAAGUGGAAGGGCUCGGAUAUCACCACCGGCGGCGCUAGCAGCAGCUGGUCGCCGCCGUCGUGCGUGUCCGCGCAACAGCUCUCCGCUCCCAGAUAG
Lolium rigidum is the source of this 2823-nucleotide messenger RNA. Its product is annotated as G-type lectin S-receptor-like serine/threonine-protein kinase At5g35370. Lineage: Eukaryota; Viridiplantae; Streptophyta; Magnoliopsida; Poales; Poaceae. Gene Ontology annotation, molecular function: protein serine/threonine kinase activity; ATP binding. The record is from RefSeq and is a predicted model, not a curated record. The transcript has a single exon. Bases 1 to 2823 code for a protein of 940 amino acids. Gene Ontology annotation, biological process: protein phosphorylation; recognition of pollen.